Paramormyrops kingsleyae is the source of this 2743-nucleotide messenger RNA. RefSeq names its product F-box protein 8 (gene fbxo8). The record is from RefSeq and is a predicted model, not a curated record. Gene Ontology annotation, molecular function: protein binding; guanyl-nucleotide exchange factor activity. Gene Ontology annotation, biological process: regulation of ARF protein signal transduction. Lineage: Eukaryota; Metazoa; Chordata; Actinopteri; Osteoglossiformes; Mormyridae.
AGGAGGUGGGAGGAGGAGGGGAGGAAGAAGCCCUACGGGACUGAUAGGUGGAGAUUAAGCUUGUUGUGUCAUUGUGGCCCUUCCUUUCACAACAGUUGCAAGCAGGAGCUUUUCCGUCCGACAACAAAAACGACAACGACAGCAGAGAUGAAAGUUUUCCUGAGACCGAAGUAUCGCGGAUAACUAUCUCUUGUGAAAGUUAGCGUUGGUCUUCGCUGUACGUCGCGGCGGCGGUGGAAAAAUUUUCUACAAAACGGAUCUGCAGAUGGGUCAGGGUCUGUGGAGGGUGGUGAGAAACCAGCAGCUGCAGCAGGAGUACAGCGAACAGUGCUACCUGACCCGAGAGCGCAGUCGCAGGAUGGCGGCCGCCGCCUCCUCCGUCGACCCCCUGACCCACCGGCGCCACUGCCAGGGCACCGACAUCUACCAGCUGCUCCGGGCGCGGAGAGGCAAGGAGGAGCGCGGCUUCAUCGACCUGGAGAUGCUCCCGCCAGAGCUCAGCAUCACCAUCCUGUCCUACCUGAAUGCCACCGACCUGUGCCUGGCCUCCUGUGUGUGGCAGGGCCUGGGCAACGACGAGUACCUCUGGCAGGGGCUCUGUAAAUCCACUUGGGGUCACUGCUCCAUAUACAACAGGAGGCUUCCGCCAGGCUUCUCCUACAGGAGGCUCUACAUGCAGCUGGAUGAAGGAAGCCUCACAUUCAACGCCAACCCCCAGGAGGGGAUGGAAUACUUCCUGUCUAAAGGCAUCCUGUGCGACCACGCAGCAGAAGUGGCCAAGUUCGUCUUCUACACGAGAACACUCAACUGGAAGAUGUUGAGGAUUUACCUAGAUGAGAGGAGGGACGUGCUGGACGAGCUGGUCACCCUGCACAAUUUCAGCAACCAGUUCCUGCCCAACGCGCUACGCGAGUUCUUCCGGCACAUCCACGCCCCUGAAGAGCGCGGCGAGUACCUGGAGACUCUCAUCACGAAGUUCUCGCACCGUUUCUGUGCCUGCAACCCCGCACUGAUGCGGGAGCUGGGCCUCAGCCCCGACGCCGUCUACGUCCUGUGCUACUCGCUGAUCCUGCUGUCCAUCGACCUGUCCAGCCCGCACGUGAAGAACAAGAUGUCCAAGCGCGAGUUCAUCCGCAACACGCGGCGCGCCGCCCAGAGCGUCAGUGACGACUUUGUGGGACACCUCUACGACAACAUCUAUCUCAUCGGCCACGUGGCGGCCUAGCUACGCGUUAACGCUAACACUGGCACUGCUCACGCAAUAUACAUAUGUUGUUCUCUUUCUUGUGCACUGAGAGCAGGACGCCGUGUGUCACUUGGGGCACGACCCGCCCACCUGUGCUUCUGUCCUCCUGAGCUCUGCACCUACGAGACAUUACUUACACUACAAAACCUACUUUGUGCAACAUUUUUGCUCUCCCUUGACAGGAUUAACAGACAAAAAAAAAAAAUGUAAGCACAUUACUUAGGCGUUUUGGGGACACUCCCUACGUCUUCACACAUGUGUGUCUGUCAUCAUUAACAAGUGGUUUAUCCUUAACUAACUAAAUUCGUCCUUUUCAUCCAUUAAUAUUUGUUAAAAUUAAUGUUUAGGGUCUCUCUCUUAGCAUGCUGGGAUUUCACCGCUAAUUGUGCUUCAGAAAACAAGAUUGCUCAGGAAUCACAGAAUGUGGUUUAAAUCGAUGAAGAUUUAGAUUAGUCUAGAAUACCGUUAUUCACCGCUGACAUCUAAUGAAGAAUGUUCCAGACAGGACACACACCAACCUCGUCUGCUUUCAUCUUGUUACCCUUAUAAAUCUUGUACUUCCCCCCCCCCCCAUUUUGUUACUGUGCUCCGACCUAAAGGUCGUCCCAUCGGCGUAUGGACGCCAGCCCCCUCUCGACAGCUGUCGUGUCCUUGCUCACCUCACCUGGCAACCCGUCCCGGCACUGCCCUCAGGCUGAAUUUACCGCGAUUUUGAAACGCGGGUUAGCGAUUAGCCGGUCUCUACAUGGAACUUGGGGUGGGGGUGAGGGGCGCAAAUGAAGAGGUAAGCACGUGCGUUCCUGCGACGCCGCGCAUCUGACAUACCCGUCCAAGCCAUCGCCGUGGAGAUCUUGCUCCGUUGCCGUGGAGAUCUUAUACUGUCGCUGGCGUGUUGCACAUCAAAGUGCCAAUAGAACAGAAACUGACAUCAGAAGCAAGUGUCCUGUUUGAGAAGUUUCCUUUGCAAUGAAUUAAACCCUGACUAUUUUGUUUGCACAUUAUGUAUAUAUUUAAGUAUAGAGAUUUAUGAACAUAAUUUUAUUUUGAAGUAUUUUAACAAGAGAUUUAGUUUUCUCAAUGAAUUUUCUUUUUGCACUUUUGCAACAUUGGUUACCAUAUUUUAGCACUUGCUAAACUGCAUGUUAAUCCUUCCUAACGUUGUUUUAUAUUUGCAUUUACUAUUGAUGUAUUAAAAUAAGAUUAUAAGGAUAGGAUAUGGGGAAGGGGAUACCAUGUUAUCAAACCAGGAAGAGAGGUUGCCAUGGUGACAGGCAGCACUACAGGAACACGGCCUAUUGGUUGAUCUGAUUUUAUGUUAAAAUCUGCUGUUAUAAACAGGAUCACUUUAUAUUGUGAGCCCUUUCUGUCUGAUGUACUUCAUUUUAAUGGAACAGCAAAUAGUUAGAGGGGUGCUUUCUGAUUUCUGACACUGGAAUAAAACGCUUUUUAGAUUGUAUGAAAAUUUAUUGCGAUAAAACCAGUCUCCCAUGAAAGAGA